AUGAAUGUUGCAUGCGAUAUAACCGUGAGAGACUGUUUUACACCGAAGAAGCUGAGAGUGGGAACUCCGAUGUCUACAUCAGGACCUUUGAAUAAUGAAGCUCUUACAGAAGAAGACAUUGAUUGUAUACACAGUAGAGAGAACAAAAAUUUUGAGUUGAUUGAUUUGGAUGAAUUACAUGUGAGGUUGCUUAAAGGAACAAAAAUUCCAUUGUCGGUUUCAAUGUCUGGUCCAAUAGUUGUACCAGAAAAUUUUGGGAUUGUUUAUCCAAACACAAUUUUCCGUUCAUCGUGUCCCAACCCGAUGAAUUUUCCUUUCCUUGAAUCUCUGUGCAUCCGUACCAUUGUCUCUUUGCGUCAAGAAGAAUAUUCAGAGCAAGAACUUGCAUACAUGGCUAGCAAGAGUAUAAAAUAUUAUCACUUUGGAAUGCCAGGGAGCAAAUAUCGAAAACAGGACUCGACAUCAAAAGGAGAACAAAGUGAUUUAAAGGAUAUUGAUCUUUUAGUCAGGAAAUCGCUUUGUGUUAUAUUAAAUAAAGAAUUUUGGCCAGUGCUAGUUCAUUGCAGCGGGGGCAAGCAUCGUACUGGAAUCGUGAUAGGCUGUCUUCGUGCACUUAUGAGUUGGUCUGCGCAGGAUAGUAUUGACGAAUACGUUUCUUAUUCUUAUCCAAAAGAACGAGAAAUAGAUAAAGAGUACAUUCGAGACUUUGCCGCCGAUUCUACCCUUGUAAAAUCAGCUGAUGAAUUAAAAAAAAAAUAUCCAAAAUAA
Messenger RNA from Schizosaccharomyces osmophilus, 768 nucleotides. RefSeq names its product inositol phosphatase. The record is from RefSeq and is a predicted model, not a curated record. The transcript is spliced from 4 exons. NCBI's taxonomy places the organism in Eukaryota, Fungi, Ascomycota, Schizosaccharomycetes, Schizosaccharomycetales, Schizosaccharomycetaceae. Gene Ontology annotation, molecular function: phosphatase activity; inositol diphosphate tetrakisphosphate diphosphatase activity. Gene Ontology annotation, biological process: dephosphorylation. Bases 1 to 768 code for a protein of 255 amino acids. Gene Ontology annotation, cellular component: cytoplasm.